Gaeumannomyces tritici R3-111a-1 is the source of this 267-nucleotide messenger RNA. RefSeq lists its product as hypothetical. NCBI's taxonomy places the organism in Eukaryota, Fungi, Ascomycota, Sordariomycetes, Magnaporthales, Magnaporthaceae. The record is from RefSeq and is a predicted model, not a curated record. The coding region runs from base 1 to 267 and encodes 88 amino acids. The transcript has a single exon.
AUGUUCCUUCUCGGCCACCCACCGGCGAUGAUCCUCGGCUUGCGCUUGGUGCUCUUCCUCCUCGUCACGGCUAGUGGCCCCCGCAAUGGCAAGCAACCCGCGGCGGCCUCGCCCGUUCGGGGCCUUGACCUUUUAAGAUUUGAGCUGCGACAAGAUAGAAUGCAAAUCGUCAUGCUGUCCCGACAGCACGUGGCUGCGUUAGCCGCUCGCAACCUUGUUUUGCCCUCCAUGGGGGUUGUGCCCGAACGUGCCAAUGCGUCGUCUUAA